Messenger RNA from Paralichthys olivaceus (Japanese flounder), 5624 nucleotides. Lineage: Eukaryota; Metazoa; Chordata; Actinopteri; Pleuronectiformes; Paralichthyidae. The record is from RefSeq and is a predicted model, not a curated record.
AGGAGGUUUUUGAGGUGUGUCUUCAGGCGACACCGCAGCAAAUAAAAAGGGAAUCAGUCGAGAGGCCGCGUAUCCAGAACCCAGGUUAAUCUGGUUCAGGUGUAACAAUGAAAGGGCUCGUCUACUUUCCCAUGGGUUUAGUCGUGAUUGGCCUCUGCUCUGCUUUACCAGCAGGAAGAGAGUUUGCCACAUCAUUCAUGCAAAACCUUGGGGGUGAUGGUAAGGAUAGUCGUUUCUCAGUUGAAGUUGCAGCUCUGCCUUCUUCCCAAGGAAGCACCAAUGUCAAGGUGACAGCUGUGGGUGAGGUCAAAGUGAUGGAAAUUGAACCCGGCAAGAGUGUAUCCUUCAAGCUUCCCGACAGCGUAGAGAUGAAGGGCAGCAAAAAGUCCCAUCAGACUGUGCUGAUUGAGGCGAGCCAAGAUGUCAGUGUGACAUCACUCAACUUCAAGCAGUUCACAGCAGACACCUCUGUGGUUUACCCAGUGAAGGACUGGGGGACUGAGUAUUUCAUUUUCACUCCCCCCAGCUCCCAGAGUGACGGCUUUAAAGAAUUUUCCAUCACCAACCACAAGGAGCCCAACACAGUUGAGAUCUCCCUGCAGGGCUCAGUCAAAUUCCUGGGGAGAUAUUACAGGAGAGGAAGUAAGAUGACCAUAAAGCUUGAGGCGUUUGAGGCUGUUCAGAUUCAGAGCCAAGAAGACCUGAGUGGUACGAAAGUUGUCUCGCAUCUUCCUGUUGCUGUCUCCUCGGGACAUAGCUGUGUUCAGAAAUUCACCUCCUGCAACCACGUCUACGAACAACUUCUUCCUGUGAACAGCUGGGGGAAAGAAUUCAUCAUUGCACCCCUGCCUUAUCAUAACAUCUUUAUGAGUCCAUAUGACAAUGUUUACGUCCAAGCAUCCCAGCCCACUAGAAUUAGCAUGAAUUUUAAUGGGCAUGUCCAGAAUUACUCAAUGCAUGCAGGAGAAACUUAUGAGCUACAAUCAUAUUGGCCAAAUGCUAUAUAUCUGACAUCUGACAAGGGUGUCCAGGUCCUAUUUGAAUUCAAUGGGGGUCCUGUUGACUCAUAUGAUUAUGCUGAUCCCUUUCUGAUGACUAUACUGCCCACAAGUCAUUUUAGCACUUCCUACGCCCUGAAGGGACUAGGUGAUUUUUACAACAACAUUAUAGCUGUGGCUCGGAACAAAGACCUUGGUGACAUCAAAAUUGAUCCCAAGCCCCAGUCUGAAAACUUUGACUGGCAUAAAGUAGAUGGGUCUGAUUUCUCCUGGGCUGAGAUGCAAUAUAGCACCAGGGCAAACUUCUACCAGAUAUCUCACCCCAACUCCCCCUUUGGUGUCUACAGUUUUGGUGUUGCUUAUGCUAACGGGUAUGGAUCCCCUGCAUCUGGUGAUUCAGCAGAGAAACGCGAUUGCAGCACUAUGAAGUGUUCUGCAGAUGAAGUGUGCAAGAUGAGUGGAAACUCCCCAACAUGUGUCAAAAAACCGCCCGCUAUCAAAGCAGGUACCUGCUGGGCCAUGGGAGAUCCUCACUAUCGCACAUUCGAUGGCUACUACUACAACUUCAUGGGAAACUGCACCUACACAAUGGUCAAGAACUGCCAUGCUGGGGAAGACCUUCCAGCUUUUGAAGUUGAUGCUCAGAAUAGCAAACGUACCGGUUCAGUGGUCACAUUCAUCGGCAAAGUGAUCAUUAAGGUCUAUGGGUACACUAUAGCUAUGGUGCGGUCAGAGUUUGGUCUUGUCAGGAUGAGCUACACAUUGUGGAAUCUCCCUAUCAACCUGGGCAAUGGCAAGGUGAAGUUAUCCCAGAGCGGCUUGUCUGUCAUUGUGGAGACAGAUUUUGGCCUGACAGUGCAGUAUGACUGGAAGGAGUAUCUUGUCAUCAGCUUGCCAGGCACAUUUUCUGGCAAGGUGUGCGGCAUGUGUGGCAACUUCAACACCAGAAAGGAGGACGACUUUGUGACUUCUACUGGCUCACAGACCAACAAUGUAGUGGCCUUUGGCAAGAGCUGGAGGGUUACUGAUGGGCCACAUGAUUCCCAAUGUCGAGAUGAAUGCCCGGGCCAUUGUGAGACCUGUGAAAACCACAGCUUUUUGGGACGCUAUAAAGACAAACUCUUCUGCGGCUUGCUUACCACGGUCAUGGAUGGACCACUCAGUGAUUGCAAUGCUGUCAUUGACCCCAAAGUCCUUCAUGAGAUGUGUUUGUAUGAUGUGUGCAUGGGUGAGGGGAUGAAAAACUUCCUGUGUGACACCUUGCAGGUGUACGCUGAUGCCUGUCAGAGAGCAGGAGUUAAAAUCUAUGACUGGCGGCACCUUGCCUUUUGCUCUAAACCACAAUGCCCGGCGAACAGCCAUUAUGAGUUCUGUGGGAACGCCUGCCCGGCCACCUGUGAAAACCCAGAUGCAGCCACAAACUGCAAGAAAAACUGUGUGGAGACCUGCGCCUGUGACGAGGGCUUCCUGCUCAGUGGCACCGAGUGUGUCCCAAAGGCCCAGUGUGGCUGCUCGUACAAAGGCCUCUAUAUAGAAGCGGGAGACUCUUUCUUUACUGACAACUGUACUGAGAAAUGCACAUGCCUUCAACAUACUAGGCAACUUAAGUGUGAGACACCAGGUUGUCAGCUGGGUUAUGAGUGCAAGUUGGUUGAUCAACUUCGCACAUGUCAACCAGUGCUGUACGCUGAGUGCAGCAUGACGGGAGGACCUCACAUCGAGAACUUUGAUAGGCAUGAUUACAACUUUCACGGCACCUGUGUGUACCAGCUGGCUGGGGUCUGCUUGAAAGAUCCGUCCCUGCAACAGUUUAAAGUUCUUGUGCAAAGAGUUGACUCUGGUGCAAAGUGGGUGGAGGUCAACAUUAAUGGGAUUUCCAUUGUCAUCACAAGAAAUCAGAAAGGCUCAGUUCUGAUAAAUGGAAAAAUGACUACCUUACCCAUCACACUCAAAGGCAAAGUAACAGUUCGCCAGUUCGGGGACCGUGCUGAGAUUGAGACAAAGUUCGGGUUGCAUGUCUCUUACAACUGGGAUUCAACAGUACAGGUGAAAGUGCCCAGUACUUAUGCAGGCGCAAUGUGUGGCCUGUGUGGGAAUUAUAAUCGCAACCCUAAAGAUGACCUACUGUUGAACAACGGCACGCUGGCAGAGUCUGCAGACGAACUAGGAAAGAGUUGGAGGAUUGCUGAGAUCCCAGGCUGUGUUGAUGGCUGCAAGAACAAGAGUCAAUGUCCUAGUUGUGACAUCACCCAGAAAGAAAAAUAUGAGACAGAUGAGUACUGCGGAUUGUUACGAAAGUCCUCAGGCCCCUUCCGUGAUUGCCAUGACAUCAAAAAUGCAGAUUCUUUUUUUAAGAAUUGUGUGUAUGAUGUGUGCCUUCAUAAUGGCAAGAAUGGCUCCUGGUGCAACUAUCUCCACAGUUAUACUGUAGAAUGCCAAAAGAAAGGAGUCAUUGUGUCCAAUUGGAGGACAAAAGACUUCUGUCCCGUAACUAAGGACAUGUAUCCUAAAAACGGUCGCUAUGAGCACUGUGCCAAUCUUUGCCAUGCAACCUGUGAAAACGGAUCACCGCCCAGUGAAUGCAAAGAGCCAUGUGAGGAAGGAUGGGUGUGCAAGGAAGGCUUCCUACUCAGUGGAAACGAAUGUGUGCCUUUUGAUGAGUGUGGAUGUAUGUACAUGGGCGAAUACCAUAAGAAUGGGGAUUCUUUUCUAGAUUCAAACUGUAAUCUGAACUGCACCUGCAAUGCCACAGGGAUGAGCUGCAAUCCACACUCCUGUGGGCCAUUUGAGAACUGUACACUGAAGAAUAAUGUGCAGUCAUGUCAGCCAGUGGAAACAGCAACCUGCACGAUCUCAGGUGAUCCACAUUACAAAAACUUCAAACAACAUCCUUUUGACUUCCAAGGCACCUGCUCUUACACCGCAGCUAAAUCGUGCCAUCAGGAAGGCUUGCAUCACAACAAAUUCUCUGUGGUUGUGGAGAACGACAAAUGGACAAUGACAGACCAACCGGAUGUGUCUGUCGCCACUCUUGUUGCUGUGAAGGUGUACGGUCACACCCUGAUCCUCCGAAGGAAUCAAUUUAAAUCGCUCAUGGUGGAUGACAUCUUGACAAACAUUCCAUUUAAUGAUGGACGAGUAAAAGUCUUCCAAGAAGGCUUUGUCUAUGCUAUCGUGGUUGAUUUUGGCCUAAAAGUGACCUAUGACAUGAUCUACAGAAUUGAAGUCACUAUUCCUGCAGACCAAAUAGACGAAACCUGUGGUCUGUGCGGCAAUUUUAACAAUAAGACCGAUGAGUUUCAGCUGCCUGAUGGAAAAAUGACCAAGGAUGUCAAAACCUUUGGAGCAGUGUGGAAAGAGCCCACUCCAGGGGUGGUAUGUGAGGAUGGCUGCAGUGGUGACCAGUGCCCAAAAUGCAAUGAUGCUCAAAAGAAAAUCUUUGAAAAAGAUUGUGGAAAACUCCUUGAUCCUAAUAGUACCUUAGCUGCAUGCCACAGCCAACUCAGUCCUGAGUAUUACUACAGAGAUUGUGUCUAUGACGUCUGUAUGAGUCAGGGAAAUCGUGCUGUGCUCUGCAACAGCAUCUCAGCAUAUGUGAGGGACUGUCAGACCCUUAAAGUAAAGCUGGACAACUGGAGGACGCCUGAUUUCUGCCCUGCUCAGUGUUCUGAACACAGUCACUACCAUAUCUGCACUGGAGCCUGUGCCUAUCCAUGCCCUGGUCUCACCGAAACCAUCACCUGCCCCACCACUUGUAGAGAGGGCUGCACCUGUAAAGAGGGCUACUAUUUCAAUGGGACUGGCUGUGUUGCCCUAAAGGAUUGCAGUUGUUACCACGAAGGACGUACCUUUAAGAUUGGUGAGUCUGUGCUAUCUGACAGCUGCCAUCAGCGCUGUGUCUGUACGACAUCUGGGGAAGUGAAGUGCGAGGACUUUUCAUGCAAGUCUACAGAGAACUGCAGGGUUGAGAACCAUAUCCUCGGCUGCCAUCCCAAACAGUGUCGAAUUGAGACGGGAGGAUCCAUUACUCUUUUCAGUGGCAAGGCUGGCACUAUCUCUGUUAUGGGAGCAUAUGAGAUCAUCACACACUGCAACAAAUCGGCUGUUGACUGGUUCAGGGUUGUAGCGAUGUUUCAAGAAUGCAGACUGUCCGGUGUGAGGGGUGUUGUUGCUAUUUACAUCUACUUUAAUGAUCUGACCGUCACCGUCACCAACAAACAGGAGAUCUGGGUAAACGGUAAAAAGGUGACUUCCCCCAGCCAACCGAGAAACAACAUCUCUUUGAGAUCCACCGGCCAAGCCAUACUCGUCGAGCAGUUGUCAAACUUCAAGCUGCAAUUCAGCUACACCCAGGAGAUAAUUGUGACUGUGAGUGACAGCAUGGCGGAAAAAGUAUGCGGAGCAUGUGACAAGCUCUUCCCCUUCAGAGACAUCAUGGUCUUCUCUCUGGGGACGAUGCAGGACUACAUGGCCCUAUUUUCUGCACAAGACUUUCCUACCUGUGGGCUGUGAAGGAAACUCGUCACCUCAAUGCAACAGUAUCAUCAUCUACAAUUAAUUCAAAUCAAGACUGAAAUGUGGAAUUCAUGUUUGAUUUUGUAAAAUAACAUAACAUAAUAAACUUGA